AUGAAAGAACAUUGGACCAACAGCGAUAAAAUAGACAAGAUAUAUGGUCCUAUAUAUGAUUCUAGCAAUUCAAAAUGGAGGCUUGGCUGCAAAGAAAUCGAUUUUGAUGCACGUACUGGCUACAUCAAAAAUGAUGGGGAACAAGUGAAAGGAACUCCUGGUAUAUAUGGACUGAUAUUCUACGAUGUCCCUGAAAAUUACAAUAAAGAUGAUCUGUAUGACUACAAACAAAUUUUGGAACUAUCAAAGGCCCAUCUGAAUGUGAAUGGGAAGAUCAAACAUAGUCCACGAUUCAAAAAACGAAAACUGGUGGUGAUUGCAUCAGGCGACGGCGGCUUAGCACAUACUCCUAAAGGCGAUAUAGAUUUCGGUUAUUUUAAUUUGUGCAAUGUCAAAACACCUAUUUUGAAAAAGGAUGCUGCAAACAAGGAAUACGUGGACCAGAUAAGAAAUAACGUGAAACAGUCCCUAGCGCGAAUCCAGACAGAUUUCAAGAGUGCAACUGACGAAAUCACCGAAACUGCUGUCGGCGCAGCUGUUGUGCCCACAAAAGUACAACUGGAAAUCGAAAAUGUGGAACUCAAAGUGAAAAGAUUAUUUCCAAACGAUCAAAUCAAACUACAACUCUUGAAGGCAAUCAAAGCUGACACCCCCAUCCUAAUACCCUUCAGAAAAUGGGAAUUACAUAUGUUGCCUUCUCUCACGACAGGCGCCACCAAUGAAAUAUGGGCGGUCAAAACUUCUUCGUUUCUCGAAAGCCCUCGAUAUGUCAUUGUUUGCUUUCAAACAGGUCAUGAUCUGACUAAAGUCAAUACUGAUCCUACGAUAUUCAAUCACGCAAACAUAACGAAUAUCACAUUAACUCUCAAUGGAGAAAGUUAUCCAAAGGAAAAGAUGCAGCUGGCCUUCGAUAAAGGAGCCUUUCCACAGGCGUACUUCAACUAUACGCAAUUUUGA
Molecule: messenger RNA, 957 nt
Organism: Phaedon cochleariae (mustard beetle)
Lineage: Eukaryota; Metazoa; Arthropoda; Insecta; Coleoptera; Chrysomelidae
Source: the annotation of a GenBank genome assembly